CAUUUCUCCCUAAGAUCUCGUCUUAAUCUCCCCUCUUUCAGCUUCUUUUCCACCAGCUCUUAAUUCCCCUGCCGCUUCCAAGCUGGCCUCAAAGAGAACCCAGAAGCUUUCGGGCUAUUUUCCUUCAUCCUUCAUUAGCUAGCGUGCCACAAACGAAGACUACCAAAUUAGUCACCCGCCUGUGCCGCGCAGCAGCUGCUCAGCGUUGGACCAAAGGUCUUCCCGGCGCUGGGCUGCUUCUCCCUCCCUUCCCCAUGCCUGCAUCCAGCGAUGAGGAACCUUCACAGGAUAAAACAACUUCUUUCCCCCUUCCAUUGCAUGAUUCCUGUUAAAAUAAGAAAAGAAAUGAGGAGGCAGCACCAACGGGCUGCUCGGAGGAGAUACUUUUCCUCCCUUUGUGCUUCCUUUUUCUCUUCUCUGAGCCUCUCUGUUUACCAGGCUAAUAAAGCCGGCUCUGUGCUGCCAGCUCAGGGUUGCACCUUUUCCCCGGAGCCCAGCCCAGCCCAAACAUGCAAAGCUUGUCCGGAAACCGUCUGCCAGCUUUGCCAGCUCAAAGUCACCUUGCCCCAAACCUUCGGCUCCACGCUUCGGGCUCACUCGGCAAUCAUUAAUUGGCUUCUCUGCAUUCCCAACAUAGAAAAAUGCCCCAGCGGGUGACCCUGCCCUGGCAUUCCGACAUGCAGCUGGCCGGCAAGCUGGUCCUCUCCGCCGCCGCUCUGCUCCUCCUGACGCUGGCGUACAGGUUUUAUAAAUCCCGCUCGCUUGCUGGGGGCAAAAUCCCACCGACCGAGGCGGGAGGAGAGCAGAGGGAGAGCGCAGCCUGGGAUGGGGAUGUGGCAAAAAUCCAGGUGGAAGAGAACUACAUCACCAAGCGGCGGGUGAAGGAUGGGGCUGGACAGCCAGUCCCUGGCCUCAAGGGCAAAGUCUAUGACUACUACGUCCAGUCCAUCUCCCAGGUGGUAUCGAAGAAGAGGUGUCUCUCCUACGUACCUCCAGGAACAUCCCAGGACUGCAGCUUGGAGCAGGUCAAUAAGGAGCUGGAGAGCAUUGCAACCCAGGAACCGGACCCAACUUUGGCAAUAUGGGAUUCUACCACCUCCUCCAUAGUUCCAUCACCUACAAGGAGCUUAGAGAUCUCCCCCAGGCCACCAUCUCCUGGCCGCAAGGUCAGCAUCCUCCAGAUCGCUGACAGCCCCCACCUCCAGCUGCCCAUUGAGGGGUUUGGGGUCACAGAACAAGGUAAAACGCCACCAGCAAGCCCCUGUCCAAGACUGGUGGCCAGUACUGACUUCUUCCAAAUGCCACCAUCCACCCACCUGGACUUGGGGAACUGCUAUGAGGUCCUCUGCGCGGCCAAGGCGCAGAAGCUGGGCCACCUCCAGGAGGCUGCCUACAAGGUUAUGAGCGACAACUACCUGCAGGUGCUGAAAACACCCUCCAUCUACAGCCACCUCAACGCUGGUGAGCGGGAGCUCAUCCUGCGGUGGAGGAUGAAGGGGAAGAUGUACAUGGCCGUGGCAGACAUCAACGUACAGGAGCCUGACCUCCACACCAGCCGCCUCUGCUAUUAUGAUGAUGGAGGGGACUGCUGGCAUCACCUCUGCCACGUGCCACCAGAAGUGGUCUCCCGAGGGUGCGCCAUUUGCAGCAUGUUCAACUACCUCUUCGUGGUGGUUGGCUGCGAGGGCACAGGCCGGGUGCAGAGACCCUCCAACCGUGUCUUCUGCUAUGACCCCCUGACCAACAUCUGGAGGGAGAUCUGCCCCUUGAACCAAGCACGGCCACACUGCAAGCUCGUGGCCUUGGAUGGCCACCUCUACGCUAUUGGCGGUGAGUGCCUCUACACGGUGGAGCGCUAUGACCCCCGGCAGGACCGCUGGACCUUCAUUGCGCCCCUGCCCCAUGACACCUUCGCCGUGGCCCACACAGCCACAGUGUGCAAUGGGGAGAUCUACGUGACGGGGGGCACCUUGCGCUACAUGCUGCUGUGUUACACCGCUCGCUCGGACAGCUGGAGGGUCAGCCCAGCUGGUGGCAGCAAGGACAGGACAACUGAGAUGGUGAGCACCAACGGCUUCAUCUACCGCUUUGACCUCCACCGCAGUAAGGGCAUCGGCGUGUACCGCUGCAGCGUCAAGGCCAAGCUAUGGUAUGAGUGUGCCACCUAUGCCAUGACUGAGCCCUCCAGCUUCCAGUGUGCCGUGGUGGGCAACCUGGUCCACUGUGUCAGCCGGCACUUCCACAUACGCUUCCUGGCUGACCACAUCUCACCACGCUUUGGGACCAGGGAGCUGCAGCCCUUCCCAUCACCCCAUGGCAGGCUCCUUCCAGCUGUCCUGGUGCUGCCAGAGGGAGGGAAGGUGCAAACGCAGGUUUGAGGGAUCCGUGCUGGAGUGUCAUGCAACAGUGGUGGUGGCUCAGAUCUGACACAAUGGCCAAAGGUGGUAGAAGAAGCCACCAGCCUGCAUUGGACCACUUAACGUAGGGCAAACACCACCAGGGCAAUGCUACACGCACCUACCAUCAAGCAGAUAUCCUUGUAUUCCACUUCAGUAAGGAAGGAGAUGAACUGCCCUUGGAUACUACCAGUAAACUCAGCCUUGAAGACACAAGGAAAAGCAAAGCAGGAGCUGGGUGGACUUGUUUGCUUAGAGGUAUUUAAACAUAGGUGUGCUUGCUCAGAUGCAAAUAAACCACGGCUCCCUUCAGGCUCCCGGUUGUGUUCUCCCCGAUGAGUAGCCAUGUUGCACAGCAGGUGUUUAAUAUUGACCUGGACGUGCAACACACGGGGCAUUUUAGGGUGGAGGAACACAGCAGGGAGAUUUGAUGCCUCAGGAGGUGUCAGCUGAAGGCCAGCCUCAUCGGCAUCAAGGCAAAAUUAAACCUUCAGGCUUGACUGCACACAUCACCCCAGGGCUCGAAGCUCGGGGCCAGAGGUUGCCUUCCUCCUACCAGUUCCUUGUGAUUUGUUACCUUCUCCUCAGCACAGAAUUAUACAUAUAUUUCUAUUUCUAUGUACGUGAUGGAAAUAGGCACUAUAGAUUUAUAGAUAGCUCAUCUUAAAUUAAAUUAAAGUGAACAUUUGGUAAAAUUAACCACAGGCCACUGUCGCGCAUCAUCUCAAGACAUAGCCAAACCUAAUGGGAACAAAGGGGCCAAUGCACGUUUUACAUCCUAAUUACUACACAAACAAUCAUAGAAUAGUAGAACAGUUUCGGUUGGAAAAGACCUUUAAGAUCAUCGCGUCCAACCAUCGAUCCAGCCCUGCUAAACCUUCCACCAGACCACGUCCCCAGGUACAAGAUCUACUAAUUUUUUAAACCCCUCCAGGAAUGGGACUCAACCACCUCCCUGGGCGGACUCUGACUGUGCUUGACAACCUUUUCAGUGAAGAAACUCCUCCUGAAAUCCUACCUAAAUCUUAAGGCCAUUUUCCUUUUCCUGUCACUGCCUACCAGGGAGAAGAAACAAACCCCCACCUCUACAACCUCCUUUCAGGCAGUUGUAGAGAGUGAUGGGGUCUCCCCUCAGACCCCUUUUCUCCAGACGAAACAAGCCCUGCUCCUUCAGCUGCUCCUCACAAGGCUUGUGCUCGAAACCCUUCCCCAGCUCUGUUCCUCAUCUCUGGUUGUGCUCUCCAUGUCCUUCUUGUAGCAAGAAGCCCAAAACUGAACCCAGAAUUUGAGGUAUGAGCUCACCAGCAUCAAGUCCGGGGGAAGUACAAUGUCUCUGAGAAGAUAACCAAAAGCAAACCAGAGUUCUGGUUGUGAGCAGCCAGUCUGUCAUCCCUUUCUCCUGGUUUCACUGACCUCACUCUGCCAUCUCUAUGUCCUGCCAAAAGCCUACUUUGGGUAAUUGCAUUUUCUUCCCUUCUAGUCGUUAGCAAAAUGGCUCAUCAUCCGUCAUCUGUCAGACCCAGACAGACAGAACAGCUCCUAGACGGGCAAAACCCUCCUUUACCUGCCUCCUUGGUGGCUGCAGGUCAUGAGCACAAAGUCAUGGAUGCGCUUGAAGUGCUUGGAGAUACGAGACAGUGCUGGAGCAGCCCAUGGUAUCACCAUUUACACUUUGCUGCUCAUGGUAGUUUAGGAGAGCUUAGGUUAAUGUUCUCUCAAAGUGCUCCCAAAAAUAUUUAUUUCUUCUCUUGGUCCUUGCCAGUAGACCUCUUGUUUCUGCCUUCAAGGGCUUCCUGUGAAGGUCAGUGGCAUCCACCCAGGUUAGAAGACCUUGGGAGGCUGCAUUAGUUAACUCUCCCUCUGAGAUUUGCUCGUUACCCAUAGCAUAUUGCUUCUGCUGAUGCAAGAGGGUGAUGCACCCUCCCCCUGUGCUAAAAGCUGCCAUGGUCCAACCUCUUUCACCAUCCCCAGGACCUAGGAGGAUCAUCCCACCAACCACGAGCCAGGGCUGCAGCCUCCUCCAUCCCAGCACCUCACUCCGCUGGGAUCCUUGGGCUGGUAAACCUUAUGAGUCAAAAAAAGCUCCUCAUUUUUUUCAUCACUACUGAACUCUUUGCUAACCAGCUGCCUCAGAGCAGGAAGAUCACCAAGGUGGGCUCAGGAAUGCCGCAAUAUUUCUCCUUCUCCCCCAGCAGAAGCCAGGUACUGGCUGCUUCACCAGAGCAACCCACCCACUUUGCAACCUGCAAACACCUCUUGUUCCAAGCAGGAUCCUGGCUUCAUGCCCUUCGGCAUCCUUGCCAUAGGGUGCUGGGAGCAGAGGACACACUGGCUGGGUGGGAGCUGGGUGGCUGGAGCCCUUCCAGAUGGCAGGUCUUUUUUCAUCCUCAGAAAAGCUUUCCUGAGAACCUGCCCUUCUCACGGUGCCUCUUUGCUUCCAUUUAAUAUUUCACCGGUCUUUUAACUCCUUGCUGCCAGGCUGCAACUGCAAAACCCAGCAGCUUUUCCUCCUUCCCCAGCCUGACGGUGAGCCAUGAAUACCAAUGACAGAGGGUGGGCAGCUCUCCCCCCACUCCUGCACUCUCCGAUAUUAACACAAUUCACUCGAGGAGGCAUUUGGGAGAUUAAAAGUGCUGGGGACAUCCCGUGCUGGAGCACUGCUUGCUCUGCAGGGAAGGACAAACAGGUUUGGAGCAAAAAGCAGGAAGCGAUCCUGUGGUUGAUGGCAAAAUGACUUUUGGCUGCGGCUAAGAGAGAGCAAAGCAGAAAGGACAAAUGCAAACUGAUACUCAGACCCAGAUGAUUUUGUUUUUCUCACAAAUACCAGUGCAAGGGAGGAGCCUUUGGAGGGCUGGCAGGCGUGGUGACAACACUGGCGUCACCAUCCAACUCCUGCCACCACUGCUGAUCCCAGCCGCUGAUUUUUGACAGUGCUGGACGCUCAUCUCUGUGUUUGUGCUGAUGGGCAGUGGCUUUAUACCACAAGCUCACAGUUCUCAGGAUAACCCUAAGACCGUCGGGCAGAUUCAGUGCAGUUUGCAGCACUGGGAUAUUAUUUAUUUUCACUGAUCAGAUCGGCCAAGCUGCCACAAUUUACAGGGAAAAGAGUUGGGAGGCAUGCAGUGCAUCCUAAUAAAACUCCACAACAUCACCAUGGAGCUGCAAACAACCUGAGGAAGUCCAAGUGGUGAGAAAUACUUAGAGGUCAGAACAAACGCACCCAGUUCCUGGAUUUACCUGAAGGUUUCUGUUCUUGGGAGCCUCUUCCCUUGUUCCCUGGUUUCUGCAAACCAGAACCUUCACCAGGUCAAGGAACACCAGAAGUGGGUGCUGGAAAAGAAAAAAAACAACCACCACCAGGCUCCUGAGAGCUGGGAAACCCAUUUCCACCAUCUACUAGCAGUUCUUCCAUCUCUAUAAUUCCCUCUAAGGUGGAGCCAAGAAUGCUGUCCAGCAGAGAGCUCCUAGCAGAGAAGGACCUGGAGGUGCUGGUCAACAGGAGCUGAACACGAGCCAGCAGUGGCUCAGGCAGCCAAGAAGGCCACCAACAUUCUGCCUUGGAACAGCCCUGGAGUGGCAGCAGGAGCAGGGAAGGGAUCGUCCCCCUGGACUUGACACUGGGGAGUUUGCACCUCAAAUCCUGGGUUCAGUUUUGGACCUGUCACUCCAAUAAGGAUAUCAAGGGACUAGAGAACAUCUGGAGAAGGGAACGGAGCUGGGGAAGGGUCUGGAGAACAGGGGUUGUGGGAGCGGCUGAGGGCCCUGGGGCUGUUUAUCCUGGAGAAGAGGAGGCUGAGGGGAGAGCUCAUGGCUCUCUGCAGCUCCUGAGAGGAGGUUGUGGGGAGGUGGGUGCUGGGCUCUGCUCCCGAGGGACAGCCAUGGGACGAGGGGAAGUGGCUCAAGCUGCAUCAUGGAAGGCUUAGGUUGGAUAUUGGGGAAAAUAUCUUUAUUGACAUAGUGGUGAAGCCCUGCAGAAGCUGCCCAGGGCAGUGGUGCAGACUCCAUCCCUGGAGAGAUUUAAAAGAUGGGUAGACGAGGUGCUCAGGGGUGGUUGAAUUGUCGAUAGGUACAAUUUGAUUUGACAUUCUCAAAGGUCUUUUCCAACCAAAUGGUUCUACGAUUCUGGAGAAGAGGAGGCUGAGGGGAGAACUCAUCACUCUCUACGGCUCUACCAUUCAACCCCAGAACCUGGACCCAUCGCUGCCCUCAAAGCUCCCCUGCUUGGUUUAUCUCCCAAAAGACGGAUGCAAGCACUAAACCGUGUUGCUUUGCAACCAAAUAUAACCUUUGCACAAAAGUCUGUAUUUUCUUCUAAUCAGGAAGACCCAUUAUCUACCCCCGCCACGUUUAUUUAGGCAAUUACACAGUUUUAAUGUACAUUGAUUCAGAUUCUUAAUUUUUACAUUUUUGAUUAUGGUAAAAACCCAGCGAGUGACGCAUUUCUUAUUUGCUCGGCGCUCUUAUAUUUUUUUGCUUUCGCAAUAUGCCAGACUGCAUGUGAAUGGAAAUUGGAAGUCAAUUAAAGAAGUGCAAAACCAGCAUUUUAAAAUCUUUUUUAUUAGUUAAACACAGCUACCUUCAAUGUCUCGGCUACAGCAGAGUGGAAAAAACCCAAAAAGCGAAAAAAGGGAGCUUAUCCAGGCAUGUUUUGCAUUUAAAACUGACUCUAUACAUGAAAGAAAUAUUAAGCGUAGCGAACUGACAAAUUAAGUAUCUCGUUCCUGACAAGCAGGAGCAAACGCGUGUCAGUGGUUGAGGAGCUGGGUGGGAAUUUAAAGCCAGGGGAAUCAUAGAAUCGCUUGGUUGGAAAAGAUCUUUGAGAUCAUCGAGUCCAAUCGUACCUGUGCACUACCGAACCAUCCCUGAGCACCUCCUCUGCCCGGCUUUCAAGGCCCUCCAGGGAUGGAGACUCCACCACCUCCCUGCGCAGCCUCUGC
Messenger RNA from Cuculus canorus (common cuckoo), 7333 nucleotides. RefSeq names its product kelch domain containing 7A (gene KLHDC7A). Gene Ontology annotation, molecular function: protein binding. Bases 642 to 2378 code for a protein of 578 amino acids. The transcript is spliced from 2 exons. NCBI's taxonomy places the organism in Eukaryota, Metazoa, Chordata, Aves, Cuculiformes, Cuculidae. The record is from RefSeq and is a predicted model, not a curated record.